Messenger RNA from Chanos chanos (milkfish), 2856 nucleotides. It is a transcript of the gene lrrfip2, whose product is annotated as leucine rich repeat (in FLII) interacting protein 2. The coding region runs from base 303 to 1781 and encodes 492 amino acids. Gene Ontology annotation, biological process: regulation of DNA-templated transcription. Lineage: Eukaryota; Metazoa; Chordata; Actinopteri; Gonorynchiformes; Chanidae. The transcript has 16 exons. The record is from RefSeq and is a predicted model, not a curated record.
GGUACUAAGACCCAGCACAGGGAGAGCGACCCUGAGACUGAGCCAUAAGAGUCAAAAGAUUGUAUGUCUUUGGGAAGGGUGACGCUACGGGCAGUGUAUCAGCUUGCGCUGUCACAGCUUGCUGGAAAGGGCGGCUGGCAAAAUCAACCAGCUAGCCUACCAUAGGCAAAUUGACAGUAGAAACGGACUGGCCUUCUUCUUCAGAGAUUGGGGUCACAUUGCGCUGAACCGGGGCAUAACUUUACUGUUUUAGCUUGGAAUUCGGGAAAAGCAGAACUAUCCUAGUUGGCAUCACCAAGGACAUGGGGACACCAGGGUCAGGACGAAAACGAGCUCCAAUAAAGGACCGGUUUUCAGCUGAGGAUGAAGCCCUAAACAGCAUCGCCAGAGAAGCAGAGGCCAGACUUGCUGCAAAGCGAGCAGCCCGAGCGGAGGCCAGAGAUAUCCGCAUGAGAGAACUGGAGCGACAGCAGAAAGAGCUGGAUGAAAAAUGUGACAAACAGUACUCAGACUUCAGCCGGCCAUCCUCUCGAUGUGGCACACCUAGCCUGUCUGCUACCACCCUGGCAUCUCUGGGGGGAAGUUCCUCCAGAAGAGGAAGUGGGGAUACAGGUAGCAUUGUCAUCGACCCUGAUGCUUCUCUCAGUGAACUAAGGGACAUCUAUGAUCUAAAGGACCAGAUUCAGGAUGUAGAGGGCCGAUACAUGCAGGGGCUUAAAGAGCUGAAGGAAUCGCUCUCAGAGGUGGAGGAGAAGUAUAAGAAAGCCAUGGUAUCCAAUGCUCAGCUGGACAAUGACAAAGCCAACCUAAUAUACCAGGUGGAUACACUCAAAGAUGUGAUAGAGGAAAUGGAGGAGGAAAUGGCAGAGUUACGGCGAGAAACUGAGGAGAAGAGUAAGGAACUGGAGAGGCAAAAACAUACAUGCGGCGUCCUAAUGCACAAGCAGGAGGAACUGAAGGAGGGCAUUCGUCAGAGAGAUGAACUUAUUGAGGAGAACCAGAAAAUGCAGAACAAGUUAGAUACCCUCACAAGAGAGGUGUUUGACCUGCAGGAAACAAUUAACUGGAAGGACAAAAAGAUUGGGGCCUUAGAGAGGCAGAAAGAGUACUUUGAUUGCAUAAGGAAUGAAAGAGAUGAGCUCAGAGAUGAGCUGGCUGAACUGAAGGGGAAAUCUAAAGAGAAGUACGGACUUGUCAUUAUCCCAGAGGGCACACCCAAUGGAGAUGUCAGCCAUGAGUCCCUUACUUCAGAACUCACUGUGGUUACACAGGAGGCUGCUCAGGUGCUUGAAUCAGCUGGAGAAGGACCACUGGAUGUUCGGCUACGAAAGCUUGCUGAGGAAAAAGAUGAACUCCUCAACCAGAUCAGGAAGUUGAAGAUGCAGCUGGAGGAGGAGAAGCAGAAACACUCAAAGAUGGAAAGUGUGUACACGGAUGGAGAGCGAGUGGAAAACGGCACAGACCUCCAUUUCAUUGAGAUGCAAAGAGAUGCUAACAGACAAAUAAGUGAAUACAAGUUCAAGCUCUCAAAAGCAGAACAGGAAAUGGGUACAAUGGAACAGAAUAUAAACAGACUUGAAGGACAGGUGUCCAGGUAUAAAGCAGCAGCGGAUAACUCAGAGAAAAUAGAAGAUGAACUGAAAGCUGAAAAGCGAAAACUGCAAAGAGAGCUGCGCACAGCGCUGGACAAAAUUGAGGAGAUGGAGAUGACCAAUAACCACUUAGUGAAACGGCUUGAGAAAAUGAAAGCCAAUCGGAAUGCCCUCCUUUCCCAGCAGUGAGAAGAUGCUCCACCCACACAGCGCCUCACUCAAGACCUUUAACUCUCCUCUCCGACAGCCUCUGCCAAAAACUCUGCUACUAUUUACUGACGUUUUAUUUUUGUAGUAAACCAAAAAUUGUACAGGCAUACCUUCUUAUUUCCUUAACAGAAAGGUAACUUGUUUACACCUUAAUUUGUUUUUUCACUCUUUAGAAGGGAGCUGUGGAAACACAUUGUGUAGAGGUUUUUUUUGUUGUUGUUUGUUUGGGUUUUUUUGUAUGUUAGGUUUGCCCUUCUCCUUUUGAUAACCUGCAUGAAUAUGCUUAGAGGAGCUUUCUAAAACUUAAAUUUCACACGACUUUUACCGUCUUCAGCCGUUCAGAAACACUUAAACAAUGAUGUGCCUUCUUCACAGGAGAUGGAUGGUUCAUAUUAUGACACUAUAUGGGAAAUAAAACUGUUGUUUGUAAUGCGGUACAAAAAAUGUAUUUUAAUAUAGGGAAACGUUCAUGAUUUGAGAAUAUAUAAAAGCAAUUGUGUCUGCUUCAUUUUCAAUGAUUGUUUCUUUUUCAAGAGUAAUAUUUAAACUGUUUCUAGGGAAUAAAUAUGCAAAUGAAAAAGAACUUUAUAGAUGUGGUGGAUGGGUUUGUUUACUUGCAUUUUAAGGCAAUUUAAGAUCUUGGAUGAACAUUAAAUGGAAUGAACUGCAAGACUGAAACACUGAUUUAUUUGCAGGAAAUAUCUGCAGUGCAGUACAACCUUUUAUUGUCCAUUUUUACGAAAGAAAUUUGUCUUCUGCUUCACCUCUGAUGUUUGAGAGGAAAACUAAUAAGAAUGAUUCAAGCUUUCUCUUCAAUGUUAUGUUGCUCAUCAGGAUGUCCUCUGUAUUAUACGCAGAGCUUUUCAUGCCUAAAGCAGCUCUCAGGUUCAAUGUGUUUGUGAGUUCUGGAGAUUUCCCCAUCAAAUCCUUAUAUCAGUAUCUCUUUUCAGUUUGUCAGUGCUCACAAACAAUAAGAUUUCAGCUUCAGGGACAUGAGAUGACUGUGUGUGGAGUAACCAUGAGAGUCCACGAUAAAUAAAGUGAACCAUUUGUA